AUGGACAAUGGGGCUGAUCGAGAGUGCAGCCUGGCAGGUGGGAUCCAGCCCCACAGGGGUGCUCUGGUGAGGGGCAGGUGCCCCCCAGCCUGCGGGAGUGAGCGGUUCCCUUCACCCCUUUGCCAGCAGCUACUGCGGUCAAGGAAAGAUGCAAAUGCUGCAUUGCUGAGUAACCUUGAGGUGUUCCAGCUAUUAACCGAACUUAAGCAGCAGCGCAAAGAUAGUGGAAAACACAAACAGAGCUCUGGCCAGCAAAAUCUGAACACCAUUAUGUAUGAAACAUUAAAAUACAUAUCCAAAACACCGUGCAGAUUCCAAAGUCCUGAGGUUGUAAGAGAUUUCCUCAUAGCAACGAAAGGCCAUAAACUAACCAAAGCAGAGAAGCUACAGUUGCUUAACCACAGGCCAAUGACUGCAGUUGAGAUACAGCUGAUGGUAGAGGAAAGUGAAGAAAGGUUAACAGAAGAGCAAAUUGAGUCACUUCUUCAGACAGUCUCCAGCAUUCUUCCAGGGAACCCAGAGGAAGAGCUUCAGAGACCGUCGGCAAUGGGAGCUGAAGAAGAAGGUGACCCAGAAUAGACGGCAUCUGACCCAAAGUUGGCAACAUCAUCAAAAACUUAGUGGGAAAAGAACCAGCUAAACUUUUUGAUUACAAAGACCAUGUCUGGAGGUUUCAUAAGAGUAACUGUUGUUUACAAGAAACAUAAAUCAAAGGAGAUCUUUCAUGUCAGCCUUUUGUGAGCUAUGAGAAAGAUAGUAACGGGCUUCAUAACACAGCGGUUUGAAAAAUAGGGAAAACAAACCUUAAGCUUUAAUAUUCUAUUUUUCAAUUACCCAUGUAACAGUUCUCUUCUGAGCAGGAUUAUAGGCAACUGGCAAUGUUUUAAUUAUCAUAGCAAUAUACUAUAAUUAUAACUGCUUUCAUAUGUUUUUGAAUUACUCAGAUGUUUACAAUGCAGUGCCUAAUUCUGUGCAGAAAAAGCCAUUUUAUGGUAUCAAUACAUAAUUAGAAUGAAGUUCAGAAGUUAUUAAAUAACCAUAUAAAAUCAGCUGUAAUAGAUCCUUGCAGCUUAUACCAUGAGAGUGGAAAGAAUGUAAAGGUUAUGCUGAUAUGGUAACUGGUAUCAACGACACCUUGGAUAUGACCCUAUGUUUCUUUUAAAUAUAGAGCCAAAUCCCUUGCUGAUGUAAAAGGACAGAAUCCCAAAGUCAGUAGAGCUGUUCUUAUUCACACCAGCUGAGGAUUUGGCCCAUAAUGUUGGGGUUCUUAGUAAUGCAGACAACAGGCAUUUAGAAGGUUAAGCCUGCUUUUUUUCCUUUGACUCACCUGUUGUCUAGGCAGAGUAGUGUGCAGUCCACAUGAGCUAUGAUACUGUGGCACAACUGGGUGAUUUAACAAUGACAUGGCAACUUUAACUAUGAAUUUCCCUGUUUUGUUUUCAGAAGUUUAACAAGGCUCAGUCCUUGCCCAAGCAAAACUUCCACUGGAGUCAGGAGUUUUUAUCUGAUCACAGACAACAGGCUCAAACACUUAAUGUUGGAAAUGUUAGAGGUUGUUAAAUCACAUCAUAUAUCUGCACCAGCAUCAGUGUGGUUUUAUGAUGAAAGUUGAAAAUGUGUUGCUUGGAUUGCUAGGAAACAGCCCAUUUACUACAUUUUUAAAUUUAACAAUAAAUCAUUUCCAGAUGAAUGAUGAUAGUUACUUUUGUACAAAUAAAGAAUAGUCUACUUAGCUCAGUGAAGACACAAAAAAGAUUUGGAAGUAUUUUGCCAAAUGGAAGUAUUUUGUGAAUGGCUAUAUAGGUUUUCAACAUGUGCACUGCAUUAAGGAAUUUUGUUUUAAAUCUGCUGCUUGUAUUCUCUGACUGCACAAAUACAGGUGGUGGAUGCUGGAACUAUAAA
Molecule: messenger RNA, 1902 nt
Organism: Pelodiscus sinensis (Chinese soft-shelled turtle)
Lineage: Eukaryota; Metazoa; Chordata; Testudines; Trionychidae
Source: RefSeq, a predicted model, not a curated record